Ricinus communis (castor bean) is the source of this 1280-nucleotide messenger RNA. RefSeq names its product rac-like GTP-binding protein ARAC7. Gene Ontology annotation, cellular component: plasma membrane; cell projection; cytoskeleton. The transcript has 8 exons. Bases 340 to 969 code for a protein of 209 amino acids. Gene Ontology annotation, biological process: cortical cytoskeleton organization; establishment or maintenance of cell polarity; small GTPase-mediated signal transduction. The record is from RefSeq and is a predicted model, not a curated record. NCBI's taxonomy places the organism in Eukaryota, Viridiplantae, Streptophyta, Magnoliopsida, Malpighiales, Euphorbiaceae. Gene Ontology annotation, molecular function: GTPase activity; GTP binding; protein kinase binding.
UUGAAAUUUAUUGAGGGGAACGAUAAAGUGCAGUAACUGUGGCCCCUUUGACUACAGACAACAAAACCCUCAAAUUUUCUCUUUCUUUUAAGCCAUUCUUGAUUUCUUGUAUUAGCAUUUGAUAUAAUAUAUAUCACAACACUUAUUUUAGGCACAUUGUGUUCUCUUUCUUCUUCUUCUUCUUCUUUCUUUAACUUCUUCUGUUCAACCUUUUUUUUCUUGUCAAGAAUCUUUCUUUUCCUAUCUUUUUUUUUUUCCUUUUAGUAGAGAGAGAGAGAGAGAGAGUUAGUUUACCUAAAGAACUAACUGCUACUGUUUGAAGUUGUUGGUUUUAAGAAGAUGAGUGCUUCCAAGUUCAUUAAAUGUGUUACAGUUGGAGAUGGUGCUGUUGGCAAGACUUGUAUGCUCAUUUGUUACACCAGCAACAAGUUCCCUACUGAUUAUAUACCCACAGUAUUUGAUAAUUUCAGUGCUAAUGUGGCUGUGGAUGGGAACAUUGUCAAUCUGGGAUUAUGGGAUACUGCAGGUCAGGAGGAUUAUAGCAGACUGAGGCCAUUGAGUUACAGAGGUGCAGACAUAUUUGUGUUAGCUUUCUCACUAAUUAGUAGGGCAAGUUAUGAAAAUGUUCUUAAGAAGUGGAUGCCUGAACUUCGUCGGUUUGCACCAAAUGUUCCAAUUGUUCUUGUUGGAACUAAAUUAGAUCUCCGCGACGACAGGGGAUAUCUAGCUGAUCAUAUGAAUUUCAACGUUAUAACAUCUGCACAAGGAGAAGAACUAAGGAAACAGAUUGGUGCAGCUGCAUAUAUUGAAUGUAGCUCUAAGACUCAGCAGAAUGUCAAAGCUGUUUUUGAUACUGCAAUCAAGGUUGUUCUUCAACCUCCAAGAAAGAAAGAGAUGGCAAGGAAGAAAAAGCGUCGUAGUUCUGGUCGUGCAAUUGUGAGUAUCAUGUGCGGAGGUUGUGUUUCUUAGGGCACGAUGACAGCAGACAGACAGCUCAAUCAUCUACUUUUGACUACAUGGAUGAGUUGCUUCUCAAAUGACUCUGGGGAUGUUCAUCAAGUGCUGAUUCCUGACAGCCGGUUACAUGUUUAAGAUUUAUAUAUUCUUUUCUGUUUGUAAUUUUGAGCCUCAGUAACCAGGUCUGAAUUAUGAGACAGUACAAACUGAUUAGAAGAAGCAGAGGGAACCGUUCAUUCUCUCUUCUCAUGUAUUGUUAGUAAAGUAAAUUGAGUUCCGGUUUGUGGUAUUCGGUUGCUAAUACUAUGAAUUCCUUAUGGCUA